AUGGAAGAUGGCUGCGCUAAUGCCUCCAGCGGCUGCUCCUGUAAUUGGUGUCGAACACAAACACCUCCCUCUCCCUGGCUGACCGAGAGGACGCAAAGAAUUGAGGUGGCGAUGGCAUCGUUCAACGCAGAGUAUGGCCUGCUCACUUUAACGGGAGUGAACAUUUGGAUUUCACGAGGAGGUCGUAUGCGAAAGCGUGUGGAACUCAUGUCGCUUUGGAUCAAUUUCUCGCAGCCGACGGCUGAGAACAUGCCUGCGAUUGUUUUUGCCGGAAUCUGGUUGCUAUGCCUGGUAUACAUCUUUUUAAAUGAGCUGGUGGAGAUUUCGUAUGCGAUUCGGAAUGCUGAAGCCAGAUGGCAUCGUGCUCUGCUGGAGGAUUACAUUGGGCUUUGGAAUGUUGUUGACUGGCUGUCGAUAGCAGUGGCUAUUGUCGUGCUCGUAUAUUGGUUUGGCCUUGCCUCGGAAGUGUCAAAACUGCAACUGCAGCUGGGGCACCUGCAAAACCAGGAGCUAUCCCAAGGCGUACUCGAGCGAGUCAUGCGUGUCGGGCAUGUGGCUGCUUUCUACGAAGCAGUCGAAGCAGUUAGUACAGAAGAGAAGAGGUUCCGCUUGAUUCUGUGCUUCUAUCCGAUGCUCCUCCUGCUGCGCCUUUUCAAGUCCUUCGCAGCUCAGCCCCGCCUGGCAGUAGUCACAGAUACAAUUAAACUGGCAUCACAAGACCUUUUGCACUUUGGUAUUGUCUCCGUGGCUGUUCUGGCAUGUUUGUGCUUGAAUGCCGUGCUUCUAUUUGGGCGAGAUGAGGAAGCGUUUGGAAACUUGUUUCGGUCCUUGCAUACUGCUUUUCGAAUGAUGUUUGGGGAUUGGGACUGGAUGCCCAUGGAGCGGGUCAGCCGAACUGGAGCAUAUUUGUGGUUUACCAUGUUCAUGGUGCUCGUAGUCAUAAUCCUUCUUAACAUGUUGCUGGCCAUAAUCCUGGACAAUUACAUGGAUGUGAAGCGGGUUUCCGCAAGCGCAGACUCGCUGGGAGCCCAAAUACAAGAAAUGUACCGACGACGAAAGAUGCUGAAGCGCAAAGAACGUGUGCGCCUCAACGACAUUUGGGACAGCUUUGUGGCAGAGGCCAGGGGUCGGCCAAAAAUUGCGCUGGCAAGAGACCGCCAAGUUACGGCCGAAAUGCUGCAGCAGAUUGUGCCAGGCAUUCCCCUGUCGCAAGCAUCGCGCACUUUGCAAAAUUCUUGGUUGGCGCACCUGAAGGCAACCACAGCUCCCUUCGAGCUCAAGCACUCGUCACGUCACUUGUCAAUGUUUGAGGUGGAGAGCAGGAAGGUACGCAACGGUCUGUUCUUUCUUUUUGACCGUUUGGACUUCUAUGACACGCGGCAUGAUGGCGAGGGUGCGGAGAAGGAAAGAGAGAGAGCAGAUGGCACUAGUUCGCAGCCAAACAGUCCAGUCCCCAGAUCCCCAAGCUCGCCACGUUCGCCUAAGAUGAGAUCCCCGGGAUCUGGCCGGACAUCAGGACGUUCGGCACGCUCAGCACGUGGGGACUCAGCUGCUGGUCCAUCUGAUAUGGAGCAGGAAAUCAACAUGCAAAUGCAGCGUUUGAGCGUGGAAGCGGCGGAGAAGUUGGCGACAGUGUUGAGCAGCGUGGACAAAACCCAGGGUCGGAUUGAAGAGAAGCAGGCAGCAAUCCAGUCAAGCAUGCGCGACAUGCUUCAGGUCCUUUUGCAGCAGCAGACAUGGCCUUCCGGUGAGAAGUACACCGGCCAGUUCUUCAAGGGCAGCUUCCAUGGCAGAGGGACUCGAUCAUGGCCUAAUGGGGACAGUUACACUGGUGAGUUCAAGCACGGAGAGCAGGAGGGCGAAGGCAAGUUUGAAAGCGCUGCAGAAGGUUGGUUUUACAUUGGCAGGUGGAUCCAUGGUCAAAUGUGCGGGCAUGGGGAGAAGACUUUUCCAGAUGGAGUAGUUUAUGUAGGGGAAUGGAAGCGAGGGAGCAGGCAUGGAACUGGAUGUCUGACAUGGCCAAGCGGUGCUCAGUAUGAAGGGCAGUUUCUCGACGACUGCAUCGAAGGAUAUGGCCGAAAAUCCUUCCCUGAUGGCAGCUGGUGUGAGGGCGAGUUCAAGGAUGGUGAACUGGAAGGUCACGGCACGUUCCACUGGCCUGAUUCCACAGAGUUCGAGGGCCUGUGGCACAAGUCAGAAGUAGUUGGGCCUGGCAUUCACCGCUUCCCUGAUGGCACCUCUGUCGCUGGCAACUUCGAAGACUGUGGAGCAAGUGGCGAAGGAACCAAGACUUGGGCAAAAGGUUGCAGUUAUGCUGGCCGGUUGUUGCAUAAUCAGAUACACCACUAUGGUGUCUUACGAUGGUCCGACGGGCGCUGCUAUGUGGGUCACUUCAAGGAUGAAGCUAUGCAUGGUGUUGGAAUGCUGACGUGGAAUGAUGGCCAGGGCUCCUGUGUGUACAAGGCGCAAGUCAGGGACACCAUUGGCAAGGCUGCAGAACUUGCUGAGCAGCUUGAGUUCUUCGGCAGCGUCAAGGAAAGCUCGAUGACGUACUGCUGUGGUGGAAGAAUGGCAAAGACCAGCACGAAGGCAUACCAAGAUCUGGAAGAAGCUGAACGAGCACUGGCAUCUGCGGCCAACGGGGAAAAUCUGGAUGGUCGGCCUUUGGCGGAUGCGGGAAUCAGAUCCGAAGAAGCUCGGGCGUACUUAGAUCCCUUGACAGACAGAGGCCCUGCAGACGUCCUGGAGACACAAGGCCCCAUAGACGUGGAAGAGGUGGAAUCUGUACAAAGUGCAACUACACGAACAGAUUUCCCGAGUCCUCCUGGCGAGGGCUCCAUGCUGCCUCUCAUUCCAGCCGCCUGCCGGCAGGGAUAG
This is a messenger RNA of Symbiodinium pilosum, 2877 nucleotides long. NCBI's taxonomy places the organism in Eukaryota, Dinophyceae, Suessiales, Symbiodiniaceae. The record is from the annotation of a GenBank genome assembly.